UUAUACAUUUGAAAAUAUCGUAGAGUCUAGAGUAGAAGAGUCUAGUCUAGUUCAUUUUUAAUAAUUUUUAUUUUUUGUGGAUCAGCAUGAAGAUCCAGUUGGAACAGAUAUGAAUUCUUAACAUCACCAUGAAAAACAAGUCCAAUGUUUGUUAUAUGCUAAUUAUUUUAAAUGUUUAUAUAUCUGUAUGUUGCGGCAAUAUUGGAAUACCAUCUUUAAAUGACAUUAGAUUAACGUUUUUUAAAAAUUUUGACAAAGUAUAUUGCACAUUUUCUGCCUGCUGUAAUGACAGGUGGAUAUCUAAAAAUAUUUCAGGACUCCAGUAUGAUUUGUCAACCAGGCUACAUGGCCAACAUCUGGUUCAGAACACAGUCCUAGCACACAUCAAAGGUCACGCUUGGCACAGCAAUCCAACCAAGGCGUUAGUACUCUCCUUCCACGGGCUGACUGGAGUUGGAAAAAAUUUUGUCAGUCGAAUCAUCGCAGAAAAUCUCUAUCGUGAUGGACUCAACAGUAGAUUUGUUCACCUUAUCUCUGCGACCAAGGAAUUUCCUCAUCAUGACAAGGACAUGCUUGUCAAGUAUAAGGAUACGUUGAAGUCAUGGAUUGAAGGUAAUAUAACUUACUGUGAGCGUUCAAUGUUUAUAUUUGAUGAAGUAGACAAGCUUCCAGCUCUUUUAUUAGAUGUGGUCAAGCCAUAUGUUGAUUAUCAUGAACAUCUUGGGAGAGUGAAUUACCGUAAAGCAAUUUUUCUAUUUUUAAGUAACGAAGGUGGAACAGAGAUAGGAAGACUAAUAUAUGAACACUGGAUGUCUGGUAAGCCAAGGGAUUCUUUUACUCUUAAAGAUGUGGAAAACACCAUCUUGAAAGCUUCACUAAAUUCCAAGAGUGAAAGUGGCUUCUGGCACAGUCAGCUGAUCUCCCAACACCUCGUCACAGCGUUUAUACCAUUCUUACCUCUAGAGAAGGGCCAUGUGAAAAAGUGCAUACGAGAUGCACUGAUUGCUAAAAAAUAUUACUCAAAUGUGAGGGAUAUUCCAGAUGAGACAGUGGACCUUGUGUUGAAGGAGUUGACAUUUUACCCCAAAGAGCAGGUGUAUUCUAGCACAGGUUGUAAGAGGGUCUCUGAGAAAGUUGAUCUGGUGAUGAUGGAUGCUUCAAAGUAUGAUGAGUCACACCAGCAUACAGAGUUUGAUGAUUCAGAUAAGCAUACAGGAGAGUUGUAGGUUACAGCUGUGUGAAUGAUAUGUCAUGUAUUGUGUAUUUUGAGUGAUAGCUAUGUGAAUAUGUCAUGUAUUGUGUAUUUUGAGUGAUAGCUAUGUGAGUGAUUUGAUAAUAUUUAUGUCAGUGUUAAACCUAUGCAUCUGCUGGUGGAUGAUAGAAAUAGGAGACCAAUCAACACCAAUCAAACUUCAAUGUCUGUUCAUAUUUUUUGCCAAAAAGGGUAUGAAUUUUUUUUACUUCUUUACCUUAUCACUUUGUGUAAUCUCAGUUUAUUUUUCUGCCAUAUUAAAUAGAACUUGUUCAGAUAAAACACUGCCAGUGCCAUAAGAAGUGAUAUAAUUUACAAUUAGAAAAUUUACAACACUACCAACAUUGCUGACAUCACUGCAGUUUGACUUGUGUCCACUAAUGCGUGCUGGUGCUAUGAUAAUACAUGGACAUUUCAGAGUUUUAAAACUACAGACUUAACAUAAAUUUUGAUAUGUAAGUAACUAUUGCUGCUGAUGAUUAUUAUGGUGCAGCAAAUUGUCAACAUAUUAUUUGCACUUUUAGAAGGCAGCUAGAUGUAUCAAUAUUAAUACCAUGAUUAUGAAUAAAAUGUAUAAUUUAUAAUUCAUCUACCUAUACAUUUUUAUGUUGGCAGUUUAUUUUAGCAAAGUAUUAAUGGGACAGAGUACCACAGCCGUAAACAUUUAUUUAACCCAUGUGAGUUUAAUUAGUUGGCAUAGUUUGACCUGUGGUCAAGAAAAUUGAGCCAUAGAACUAAUUGUUUAGCAGAGUUAGCAGUCAGAUGGACCACACUGCCAGGAGCUUCCACAACUUUGUGAAGUGAUAAAAAGCACUUAAAUAUCUCCAGUUGAAAUUCUUUAAACUUUUUGCCACCUUUUAGCAGUGGAUGUCAGCAUAUAUUCCCUCACAUGCUGUAAAAUACUGGUGUUUCAUUGCAUGUUUUAGAAAUGACAGAAUGUAAAAAUGAUGAAAUGUAUUUUUCUGACUGGCUUUUGUUACCUGGUGAAGGCUCAUCCAUGUAUGACAUCCACAUAGAGAGGGGUUCUUUAAAACUAAAAAGCUGAUUUUUAUGGGUGGGGUACAUAUGAAAAUCUAAUUACAUGUAACAUCUGUAUACUUGUCUGCUAACAACAACAACUCAGCAGGGGACAUUACAAUAUGUGUGUUAAUUAAAUUACAAGUGAGCAAUAAAGGGAACAGACACAGGGGUCAUGAACCCCAGGUGGACAUUCAACUUGUGCCACAUGUGACUACAGAAAAAAACUUCCAUACAAACA
Physella acuta is the source of this 2510-nucleotide messenger RNA. RefSeq names its product torsin-1A. Gene Ontology annotation, biological process: cellular response to misfolded protein. NCBI's taxonomy places the organism in Eukaryota, Metazoa, Mollusca, Gastropoda, Physidae. The record is from RefSeq and is a predicted model, not a curated record. Gene Ontology annotation, molecular function: ATP hydrolysis activity; ATP binding.